GGCACUUAUAGCGACAACCCAAUAGACAUGGCCCCUGCAACCACGUUGGUGCCCUAAUUUUCUCCGACAGAAAAUUUUCAAUUCCAAGAAUCGUCAACACCUAACUCCGACUUACCCUAUAUCGACCCGAACAUAGUGUCCCGAGUGGAGCAACAGUGGCGCUCAAGCUCGGACGCAACCCGAAAUGAUCUCCAUGUUUGGAUUUUUAUUGAUAGUGUGGUCUAUGAUUGCACCAACUUUCAGCAAGAACACCCCGGUGGUGUCGAUGUCAUUCAACCCUUCGUCGGCCAAGACUGCUCGUGGCAGUUUUAGCGAUUCCAUGAUCGAGGGCAUUUGCGAGAUUAUGGGAGACCCCUUCGUACCGGACGGACGAGUGGGAUUCAAAAUCGCUUUAUACAAACGCCCGCGAUAUGUAGGACUGAGUACUUUGGGGGACGAUUAGUAGUGGAUAGUCCCAGGUAUAAUCCUCUGCUGUUUUAUUCUUAAACUGGUUUUAUUCUUAAAGAAUUUCGGAAGCUAUCUAUCGGUGACAUACUCAGAGGUCUACAUGUAACAUAUAUGGAUAGAGGCAUAUAUUACCGGACUAUCACCCUGUACAUACAUUCCCUUACACCCAAAAUCCAGAGAAUAGAGGUCAAUGAUAUGUUGCUCUAUCCUUU
Aspergillus pseudonomiae is the source of this 659-nucleotide messenger RNA. RefSeq lists its product as uncharacterized. The coding region runs from base 185 to 442 and encodes 85 amino acids. NCBI's taxonomy places the organism in Eukaryota, Fungi, Ascomycota, Eurotiomycetes, Eurotiales, Aspergillaceae. The record is from RefSeq and is a predicted model, not a curated record. The transcript has a single exon.